CACUUCCACAUGCUGAAAUUGUGUUUCUUCCUCUGUUUGAUAUACUGGGUGAGAUCAGAUGAGGAAGAAAAAUGUCCCGAAUUUACAGACCUUAACCUAGGUGAUGCUUUGUCUGGAACAGAACUCCAUGUUCAGCUACUCCUGUUCACAAGGGAAAAUCGAGAUUGUGCUGAGAGACUCAUUGAACACAAUGUUUCUGCAUCUGAGUACCUGAAUACAAACAAGAAAAUUGUCUUUGUUAUUCAUGGCUUCAGGCCAACAGGAUCUCCUCCAGCAUGGCUGGGUGACAUGAAGAAGCUUUUACUCUCUUCAGAGGAUAUUAAUCUCAUUAUAGUUGAUUGGAAUCGUGGUGCUACCACUGUGAAUUACAAAACUGCUGUGGAAAACUGCAGAAAAGUUGCAGAAAUACUGAAGAAUUAUAUUGACCAGAUGCUGGUGGGUGGAGCAUCUCUUGACUCUCUGUACAUGAUUGGAGUCAGUCUUGGUGCUCAUGUAGCUGGUUUUGUUGGCCAGAAGUAUAAAGGCAAACUUGCCAGAAUUACAGGUCUGGAUCCAGCAGGCCCUUCAUUCACUGGAGAACCACCCGAGCACAGACUGGACCCUACUGAUGCACAGUUUGUGGAUGUAAUCCAUUCAGAUAUUGAUGCACUAGGUUUCAAGAAGCCUUUAGGAACCAUUGAUUUCUAUCCAAAUGGAGGAAUGGAUCAGCCUGGUUGUCCAAAAACAUUUUUCAGUGGACUUCAGUAUUUUAAAUGUGACCAUCAGAGAUCUGUCUUCCUCUUCUUGUCAUCUUUGAAAAACAACUGUGACAUAAUAGCAUAUCCUUGUGACUCUUACUUGGAUUACAAGAGAGGAAAAUGUGUUGAUUGUGAUGCUUUCCAGCCCAUGUCCUGCCCAGUAGUGGGUUAUCAUGCUGAUAGAUGGAAAAAGCUGUUGAUACCAUAUAGUUCACCAACAAAAGCUUACUUUGAUACCUCAGACAAAGACCCAUUCUGCAUGUAUAACUACUUAUUGGACAUUACCACCUGGAAUAAAAGCAUGAGGAGAGGUUUCAUUAGAGUUAAAAUAAUAGACAAUGCUGGAAACGCAGUAGAGGCGCAAAUGAAUAGUGAAGCUUCAACAUUUCAGCAAUAUAAGAGAGUCAAAAUACUGACUGGAUUUUACCAAGACAUUGAGAAAAUUGCAAAAAUUUCCUUGACUUUUUCUACAAAGACUUUAAUAGGCCCAAAAAGCAAGCUUAGGAUUCUUCAGAUGAAGCUGAAAUCUCUCAAUAAGCCAAAAAGGCUACAGCUAUGCAGAUAUGAUUUUGUACUGAUGGAGAACACUGAGGUGACCUUCAAACCUAUCCCUUGCUCUGAGAGGGGUACAUGA
Molecule: messenger RNA, 1371 nt
Organism: Agelaius phoeniceus (red-winged blackbird)
Lineage: Eukaryota; Metazoa; Chordata; Aves; Passeriformes; Icteridae
Gene: LIPI
Product: lipase I
Biological process (GO): lipid catabolic process
Molecular function (GO): glycerophospholipase activity
Source: RefSeq, a predicted model, not a curated record